UUAUGGUAAGCCUAUAUAUGUUGCUACUGUGGUAAAUAAAUAUUCAUAAAUAAAUCUUUAAAAUUAUUUUUAAACGACUCCCGAGGAAACUGAAAAUUGAAGUCAUACUGUCAUAACUUGAACUCAAACUGAUCAGAAAAGUCCAGAGGGCGAAAGCUGUAAACCGAUCUGAUAUCCAGUACGGUAUAUCUUUCAAAUCUAUCUUAAUUUCUGCACUUUACUUGAUAAACGCGGGCGUAGCGGUGGUGCUCAUCGUGCUAAGCAUUAGCAAUACGCUCGUCACCGCAUCUGUAAUUACUGAAUUACUCUGCGUGGGUUCGAAUCCCAUGAGAGGAUGGUUAUGUGCGAGAGGAUUGCUGGACUCCUCGCCGCCGUAGGGUGGUUCACAUAACCGCUGGUUGGUACUCUCCCCCGGGAUAAAUAUGUGUAUCCUAUCCUAAACCAAUCAACCAAUUCAUUUUGGUGGCUCUAGUAUAAAACAAAAUUAAAGUCUUUUUGUUUGGUACCGUGACCUGAUAACUGACUACUGGACUAUGUCAAAUACUGAAAUAAGAGCUACUUUGCUAUUAACACAUACAUAUAUUUAUAUAUUAUAUAUAUUUAUUGUGACUAGUUCUCUUUCAUGACCUAAUUAUAUCAUUCCAUGAUUUUCGAGUACUACUGUAGAACCUAAAUUUGUCUUCUAUGACGAUGAGUUCCUAUUGUGUGAGAAGAUGUCUUGUAGUAAGGUCUUCAAAGGAUUUAAUUUAUACGUCAAGAUUUUCAAUGUCAUCUUAUGAAAUCAGAAAAAAGUUCAUUGAUUUUUUUCAUAAACAACCCAACCCUGAAUUCAUUUCUUCAUCAUCGGUCAAACUUCUCAGCGAUCCCUCAUUACUUUUUGUCAAUGCCGGAAUGAACCAGUUCAAGCCAAAAAUAUUAGACACUAUUGAUCCAAAUGACAAAAUGUCUUCAUUAAGACGAGCUGUUAACAGUCAAAAAUGUAUACGUGCAGGAGGGAAGCACAAUGAUUUGCAAGAUGUUGGUAAGGACACAUCACACCACACAUUUUUUGAAAUGUUGGGUUCAUGGUCUUUUGGAGAUUACUUUAAAAAAAAAGCUUGCGAGAUGGCACUUGAAUUGUUGACUGAACAAUUUAAAUUACCCUUAGAUAGAUUGUAUUUUACCUAUUUUGGAGGGGAUGAUUUACAAAAACUAGACACUGAUACGAGUACAAGAGAUGUGUGGAAAUCUCUUGGAGUACCCAGUAAGAACAUUUUACCAUUUGGAUUUAAAGAUAAUUUCUGGGAAAUGGGAGAUAAAGGGCCAUGUGGGCCUUGUACAGAGAUUCAUUAUGAUUAUGCCGGAAACGGGCGAGAUUUGGUAAAUGCUGGUCAUUCAGACGUUGUUGAAAUAUGGAAUUUAGUAUUUAUGCAAUACAAUAGAAUUACAAAUGAAGAUCUGGUAUAUUUACCAACAAAUCAUGUUGAUACAGGAAUGGGAUUGGAACGAAUUACUGCAAUUUUGCAGAAUAAGAAAUCAAAUUAUGAUACAGAUUUAUUUCUACCUAUUUUGAACCAAAUUGGAGAAAUUUGCAAUUGUCCAAAAUAUCAAGGUACAAAUACUCCUAUAGACGAAGCAUACAGGAUUGUUAGUGACCAUAUACGUAUGCUAGUAGUUGCAAUAUCUGAUCAUGUUUAUCCCGGGAAUGCAGGGGCUGAGUUAAUCUUGAGGAGAGUGUUACGUCGAGCUUACCUCAAAUCAAAACAAAUAUUACAUGCUCCUGAUGGACUUUUAUGUGAAUUAGUUCCAAUUGUAGUAGGUUUCUUAUCGUCACAUUAUCUGUACAUGAAAGAUCGUCAAAUUGACGUAAUAAGAAUAAUUCGCAACGAAGAAGAUAGUUUCAUUAAUGUUCUAAAAAAGGGUGAAAAAAUAUUCAAUAAAGCUAUAAAGAAUAUUAGUAAGAAAAAAAAAUUUUCCAAUGGAAACUGCUAUUCUACUAAAGAUAUUGUUUUGGAUAUUGAUGAAUUCAAUAGAUAUCAAGAAGGCCGAGAAGAGUUGAAACAAUCAGGAAGAGAAAUCGAGAAUAAACAAAUGAAACAAAAUAUUGAAAUUACAUCAAAUAUUAUCAAUGAUAUGAGGUCGAAAAAUAUUCCUGCCACAGAUGCACAACCAAAAUAUAUUACUGUAAGAAAUAAUGAUACUAGGUCAUAUAAUUUUCCAUCAUUAGCUUCAAAAUUGUUAUGUGUUAUUUCAAGCGAAGGCAAAUUAUUGGACACUGUCGAACCUGGUCUCCACUGUGCUCUUGUUUUUGAUAAAAGUUCUUUCUAUUAUACUGAUGGUGGACAAGUUGCAGACAAGGGAUCAGUGGAUGUUGAUAACACAGAAGCCUUCAGUAUAUUGGAUGUCAAUUACGCUGGAGGGUACAUAUUUCAUCAUGGAUACAUUUCUAGAGAAUGUAUGAGUCUAAAAGUUGGGGAUGAGGUUAAAUUAUCGCUAAAUCCAGCAAGAAGACGGGCAUGCAUGCGGGCUCACACUGCAACUCAUAUUAUUAACCAUGCAUGGAGAGAAAUUAUCGUAUCUGAUAUUAUUCAACAAGGAUCGAAAGUAGAUGAAGAUAGCUUUCGAUUAACUUUGAAUGGACCCACACCAACAAGCUCUCAACUCAAUAAAAUCUUACAAGUAGUUCGCACUCAAAUUUUAUCAGAUGGUAAUGUGGUUGCCAGUAACAUUGCUUUGAAUGAUGCUCUUGAUGAUGGUAACAUCCGAAGACUAACAGACAAUAUAUAUUCUGAUCCAGCUAGAAUUAUUUCUAUUGGUAAAUGUUCUCAAAAUAACCACUCUGUUGAAUUAUGUGGUGGCACACAUGUUCAAAAAACUGGAGAUAUUGGGCAGUUUGUUAUACUAUCUUGCAAAAGCCAGGGAUUAAAUAGAACAACUGUUAAAUGUUUAACAGGAAGGCCAGCUGAGGACUCAGAAUCAUGCCUGAAAGAUGUCCAGACAAGAGUUUGUAAACAAGUUGAUGAAAGCAAAAAAUUAUUGUCUGAAAAUGAUAUCUCUGUUACGACGUACAAAAAAAUAAAAAAACAAAUUGGCCAAUUGUAUCAUGAAGUUAUUAGUGCUGAUAUUUCAACAAUUUGCAAAUCUGAUAUGCAGGCGAAGUUGCGUCAUCAGUCACAACAAUUAUCCACAAAAAUCAAAAGAAUCAGCCUAAAAUCUAGUUAAAGAAUGUAUAUAUACCAACUUUAUAUUUUUAUAUAUAAUAUUUUGAUCCAAAUGAGUAGUAAGGGUUAACCUUCUAGGAUUAUAAAAUUUAUCAAUAUGCUUUUGAUCAUUUAGAUAAAGUGGUAUUGUUUUGACAUUUUUUCUCAGUUCCUCUAUCCAAUAUGCAAACUCAAGGCAUAUUGAAUAUUAUAGUACAAAUAAUACAAACAUAAUAUUCAGCAAGAAUCCCUUCUUUUGAGAAGUUUUCAACUAACUGUGAGGCUGCGUUUAGCUUUGAUUGGAAAUUAUUUUGGAUAUGAAAAUGAAUAGGUCUACCAAAUUUGUCAUUAAAUUAUUCAAACAAUUUUUUAUUAUUAACAUGUUUGUUACUUCAAUUUCUAG
Messenger RNA from Styela clava, 3582 nucleotides. The record is from RefSeq and is a predicted model, not a curated record. NCBI's taxonomy places the organism in Eukaryota, Metazoa, Chordata, Ascidiacea, Stolidobranchia, Styelidae.